This is a messenger RNA of Mercurialis annua (annual mercury), 2019 nucleotides long. RefSeq names its product lysophospholipid acyltransferase LPEAT2. Lineage: Eukaryota; Viridiplantae; Streptophyta; Magnoliopsida; Malpighiales; Euphorbiaceae. The transcript has 14 exons. Bases 104 to 1714 code for a protein of 536 amino acids. Gene Ontology annotation, molecular function: lysophosphatidylethanolamine acyltransferase activity; calcium ion binding. The record is from RefSeq and is a predicted model, not a curated record. Gene Ontology annotation, biological process: phospholipid metabolic process.
GUUUUUCCAUAUCAAUCAAACAAUAUUCAAUCCUCCACUAGCUGUCCUCCAAAUUUAAAAGGAGACCAAAGAUUCCUCACAAUCCCCUCCACAAUUCAAUCCAAUGGCGGACAGCAACCACCUCUCAUCGCCUCUCCUCCACCGUCCACCGUCCGAUCAACCUCACCUCGUAAUCUCCGUUCACGACAAUCACAAUUCCAAUCCGAAUCGCCAUCUCCAGAAUCCGUUCGAGUUUCUCGGCUCCGACGGCCUAUCAGUUCCGCCGCCGUCGACGGUCGAUCCAUUUAAAAACAACACAGCUAAAAUUGACAACGCGUACGAGAUUUUGAAGAUCUUGAUUUGUUUACCGAUUGCUUUAGCUAGAUUAGUGCUGUUUGGGGCUAGUUUAUUAGUAGGUUAUAUCGCUACUAAAUCAGCUCUGUUUGGAUGGAAGGAUAGGCAUAAUCCUAUGCCUAAAUGGCGCUCCAGGUUUAUGUGGAUUACUAGGUUUUGUACUCGCUGUAUUUUAUUCUCUUUCGGGUACCAGUGGAUAAGAAGGAAAGGAAAGGCAGCUCCCAGAGAAAUUGCACCAAUUGUUGUAUCUAAUCAUGUAUCAUAUAUUGAUCCUAUUUUUUACUUUUAUGAACUGUUUCCGACGAUCGUUGCUUCCGAUUCGCAUGAUUCGAUUCCCUUUGUUGGUACUAUUAUUAGAGCAAUGCAGGUAAUUUAUGUUAAUAGAUUCUCGCAGUCGUCCAGGAAGCAAGCUGUUAGUGAAAUAAAGAGAAAGGCUUCGUGCGAUAGAUUUCCUAGAGUUCUAUUGUUUCCUGAGGGGACUACAACUAGUGGAAAGGUCGUUAUCUCCUUUCAACUUGGUGCAUUCAUCCCUGGUUAUGCAAUCCAACCUGUCAUUGUCCGCUAUCCCCAUGUCCACUUUGACCAAUCUUGGGGGAAUAUUUCAUUGGCAAAGCUCAUGUUUAGGAUGUUCACACAAUUUCACAAUUUCAUGGAGGUAGAGUACCUGCCGGUAGUUUCACCCCUUGAUUAUUGUAAAGAAAAUCCUGCCCAUUUCGCUAAGAGGACAAGCCAUUCUAUUGCAAGUGCUCUUAACGUUGUGCAAACAUUUCAUUCCUAUGGGGACUUGAUGCUUCUCACGAAAGCAUCUGAGAAAAAGCAGGAGAAGCCCUCGAAUUACCUGGUUGAGAUGGCUAGAGUGGAAUCUUUAUAUCAUAUCAGUAGCUUAGAAGCUGUAGACUUUCUGGAGAAGUUUCUCUCAAUGAAUCCAGACUCCAGUGGUCGGGUUAAAUUCCAUGAUUUUUUGAAGGUUAUGAGAUUAAGGACUUGUAAUCUUUCAGAAGAGAUUUUUGGAUUCAUUGAUGUAGAAAAGAAUGGUACAAUCACAUUCAAACAGUUCUUGUAUGGGUCGGCCCAUGUCAUGAAGCUACCGUUAUUCAGGCAAACCUGUGAAAUAGUUUUUACCAAAUGCAGCGGUGGCAAUGAUCAAAUUUCAAAAGAACAAUUGGGAGAUACAAUUAGACUUGCAAUCCCAGAUUUGCAUGAUGAUGAGAUUCACGAGAUGUUCAAGUUAUUUGAUAGCAAUGGCCAGGGGACAAUUACCAAGGAUACCUUUGUGUUUUGCCUGAAGAAGAAUCCUCUGUGGAUAGCACUUUUUUCACAUUGUUUAGAGCAUGAAGAUUCAUCGGAAGCCGGCAGUGAGAUGGUGGAAGAGAUAGUAUGAUAAAUUUGUUUCUGUACUUUAAUUUCGGGUCGGGUUGGUUGUGUGAUUCAGUAUCCCCUGUUGUUUUGUUUUGGUAUGAAUGGGGGAGGAGAGAAGCAAAAGGGUGUUUUAAACCUUUGGCUCUCUGUAUAUUAUGGGUAAUGAGACAGUUUUGAUGAAUCAACUUGGGCAUACAAUUGGACUAUACUUAUCUCUCGUGGGUUCUUUGUAUACUAAGUUGGGUUGUGCAUCCAAUUCAAAUCGAACCAAAACGAUACCUUUUCUUAAUUCAUAUUAUGUAGAGGUGUAUUCGGUUGAUUUUUAAA